UAAAAAUGUGACAUAAACCUGGGAGUGUAUGCUUUGAGUAUCAACUUCAAUGACUAAAUAGCAAUGCGCUAUGCCAAAGGCCUCUCUUGUACAAAGCAAUCUCUGUCCAUCGGAUCGUAAGACAAGAAUACCGUUCCUAGCUGAUUCACCACCAAGAAAAAAUACUACUAGUGGCGCAAAUGAUACACAACCACAAGGUGGUGCUAGAACUGGUAGGGCAAGCAAUAAGGAAGAUAACAGGUUACAGCGCUCGGAUUUAUCACAAAAACAUCAUCGAAAUGUAAAUGGGCUCAACUAUCAUCGAAAAAGUCACCAACGAUAUGAACCAAGAAGUAGGAAGUCAUCUGAUUCAAAAGUAUCCAAUGACGUUUCACAAUCUAAAAAUUCCUACUUGUGGUCAAAGUUAAAUUUAUCAUCGCUGGACGAAAAUGAAGAAAAGUCUGAAGUGGUUUUAUCAAUGAGACAAACCAAUGUUUUACUUUCUCCGAGGGUUUAUGACGCUGUUCCUGUUUCCUCUACAACGUCACAAGAACGGAUUUCACUCAAUGAACUCAGCGUUAGGAAAUCUCAUGUACAGCAGGUCACAGUGGGCCCUGUGGAAUCAGAUAGCGUUUCUGAUUUGCUGUUCUCGGCAGAAAAUUAUGACCCGAAUGUAACCAAUGAUAACAGAUCUAGAAAUAGUACUAAAGGAAUUGUGACAGACGAAAAUAUUUAUAGUGAAACUGAUGGAUACUUUCCGAAUAAUACAAGAACGAAAAGAAUUAUACAAAACUCAAAUAUCCAGUCUAGGACAGGCAGAAAUAAAGUUGAAACUCUGAGAAAAUCUUCUCUACUGAAACAUAAGAAAACAAGCCCUCGUUUGAGAAAUUUGAGUUCUUCAUCGCACCCCAGUGGCAAUAAUUUGGGCACGGAGUCAAGAACUGGUCAAAGUUUAUUGAAUGGAAAAGAAAAUGAAAAAUAUAAUACUGGUUUUAUUCGCCAACGUUUUCAAACUUCUACUAAUGUGAAGAGAAAUGAGAAAGUUCCAAAACAGAAAAUUCCUCAUGGAUCUCAUUCACAAACAUUUUCUCCAAAAUCAGGGAAAUCUAAUAAAAGCACAACUAUUCCUACUUUUCAUCAAACACCUAAGCGAGGCCUUGAAACAAUAAAUAGUCCAGCCCAUCGAAGUUUUUCAAAUCAAAAUUUGAAAAAUUCACCAGUAUUACCAGGUGAUAGCUUAUACAGUGAGACUCAAGAAAAUGGAGAUUUUCAAACAACCACAAAUGGUGUUCAAAAAGAAAUAUUAGAGGCAGAUAUGGAGCAUUUGAUUAACCAACGAUUCUUAGCUGGACUAAGAGCAGGGGAGCGAUCAUUUUUAGGAGGUUUCCGAAAUUCUGUCGACUCUCAAUUCCUACCAAAUGAAAAUGGUUCACUUUUACUAUCUGGUUUUGAACACGAUAGUGAAUCAGCAUUUUCCGCAGGUGAAAUUAAAGAAAUUUCUGAUGAGUCAUUGCAUGUUUCAGAGCUUGAUUCGAUAGAAGAGUAUGCAUCAAGCGUACUUGACGAUCAUCAUGAUCACCUAUCCAUGGCAAAUCACGAUCCAGAAGUUGAAUUUCACAGAAAUUCAUCGAGACCAGGUGAUUUAAGUCAGCAAUUUGAAGACAGUUUGCUGAGUUCAAGUAUAGAUGAUUACUUUUCUCCAGCAGGUAGCCGUAAUGUUUCCAACGAAAAUUUUGUUGAUGCUGAGAAAUAUCAUUCUGAAAACACUAUGCAUUUACACAGCCCUGUUUCUGCUCCAUCGAUUUUACAGGCUGCAAAUUCAGCACUAUUUUCUCAAGAUAGAGAUAGUUUUCUAUCACCUUCGCCAUCUUAUGGAGUUCAUAACAAUUUAAGCCCAAGGAAGCAAGUUCAUUUCAAAGACCCAAUUUCAAUUUCUACACAAAUCUCACCUCGGCCCAUCAUUAGCUUAGAAGACCUUGGUCUGGGAGAGAAUGCAGUUGACUAUGAUGACGCUGAAAAUGCAGAGCUUAAAAUGAGUAAUCUUUUUGAAGAAGAAGUUUAUGAUGUUGAUGGUUCUCAUAUUUCUGCAGAUUCAUUUCCCUAUUCAUUGACCCAUGACCAGAAUGCAAAUGCAGAUCUCAAAAUUAGCAGUGAUUUGAAAGAUCCUAAAUCUUUUAGUGAAAGGUCUUUGGAUUCAAUAAACCAUGACCAAAAUGCAAACUCAGAACUUGAAAUGAGCAGUAAAUUACGAAGUCAUCCAAUAAGGAAAUUCAAGUCUUCCAUGCAAACAUCUUCAAAUUUAUUGAACCAUGGCGAAAAUGAUAGUACAAGGCCCAAAAUUAGCAGUAAAUUACAAAGUCACCAAACAAGGAAUCUUCAGUCUUCCAGGCUAACAUCUUCAUUGAACCGAAACCAUAAUGAAAAUACAGGGUCCGAAAUUACUAUUGAAUUACAAAGCCAUCCUUUAAGCAAUCUCAAGCCUUCCAGCCAAACUACUUUAGUUGCUUCAACCCCGAAAUCUUCCAGAAUUACUUCUCCCCAUCCAAGAAAAAACUUUCAAAACACAACAAAAACAUAUGCACAGCUUUCUUCGCAUUUACCAACUUCAAAUUUAACAAAAACUCAGGAAAUUCCUUGCAAAAACUUUUCAACACAACCUCAGGCUUCGAUUAUACAGCAAGAGCAUCUACCUCAACUCAAAACCAGGAUUUUUGAAACAAAAUUCACUCCUCAAAAUUUUUCUGCCUUGAGGGAUCAAAGGUUACACAAAAUUGUAGAGAAAAGUCCACCAAAAGAGAGAAACAAUGUAAUUCUCAAAUCAAGGUAUUUCAGAAUCUGGAAAGAGAAUGUCCGGUUGUUGAAAGCAAUCAAGAGCAAAGAAAAUCUGAAGCUAUUGAAAGCAAUAAGUUUCCAAACUUUGACGACGGCCGCAAAACAUUUUAUUGCUUGGAGAAGGUUGAUCCUAAGACAUCGACUAGCAGCAGAUGAACUCAAGAGAUACCAACUCAUAAGGAAAGGAUUUUCAGCUCUGCAUUGGGCAGUUAGUUCAAGAAAAAUGAAAGACAACCAAGUUGUAUCAGCCGGCAGGAGACUGAAGUUUGCCAAAUGCUUUAGGAAAUGGAAGAAACGAUACAAAGUUAAAAGAUAUGAAAACAUCAAGUCAACAUUCACUCAUUGGAAAACCCGUUGUAAGAACAAGAUCAUUAUUGGUCUGUUUGAAAGCAGAAGAGAAAGGAUUGUAUCACUGCAAACGUUCUUCUUCUGGAGGGAAAGAUUUCACAGUUCAAGUCAAUUACAUAUUGCAUCAGAGCAUUAUGAUUUUGUAAUUGUUCGCAGGGCUUGGCAACUAUGGAGAAUCUUUACAGCGGAACGAGUUGUCUUGCGAUCUCAACUAGAAGUUGCUGAUAUCAAGCAUGAAAGUUCAGUUUUAUCUCGUACUCUGCUAAGAUGGAAAAAUACUACAAUAAAGACGCAAUAUGCUCGGAUGUACAAUAGGAAAAAGGUUCUCUCAUUCUCAAUGAAGCAAUGGAAACAUUCAACUUCUUUAUCGAGGAUUCAACAUCGAAAGGAAAUUGCUUCAGCUCGGGAAAUCAGAAGAAAAUGCUUGUUGAGAUCCCAGUUUAGAUCAUGGGUUACAGAACUCAACGUUAAAAGAAUGAAAGAAAAUAUUAAUAUGAAGAAUAUAAGGCAUUGUAUCCUUAUCUGGAAAGGCAGAGUUCAGAAACAUCGAAUUUUUUGUGCAGAGAUAGCGUCCCAAUAUAACUAUGCAAUACUGAGAAAAGCAUUCUGUAGUAUAAAGGGAUAUACUGAAAAUUGCAAGAAAAAAAGGUGUCAAGCGAUCCAAAGACUAGAGCAAUUCUCCUUGCGAAAAUCACUCCUAUCCUGGCACCAAUUUACUAUGAGAAAAGUAAAACUCAGAAACAUGCAGAAAACUUUCCAAGUUAGAAAUAGGAAGAAAUGCAUGGAAUCUCUAUCUCACAUCUGGAGAACGAAGUUUAAUAUCAUACAGGCAGCGCAAGAACAAUACCGACAGUGGACGAUACGUUGUGUACAAAACGCAGCUUAUAAAUGGUUGCAUUUAUUGAGAUUGAAACAAAUGGACAGGAAAUGUGAUAUGCAGAUUGUGAGAUUCAGUAAGAGGAGAUUGAGAAAUCGAUUUGAAUCUUGGAAACGGAAGCUUCACAAAGAGAGGAAAUCAGAGCAGCGAGCUGCUGAUGGCCGAGUUGUUUUGCUGCGACACAAAAUGAGAAGAAUUUUGAGAAAUUGGAAUCUGAGAGCGCAGGAAUCAGUGAACAUAAAACCUUUGAUCGAAAGAAUGAAUAGAAGGAGAGUUACACGAUAUUUCGAUGCCUGGGCAUUAUUACGAAAUCGCCAAGUCAUGAAAGAAAAUAUGAAUCAGCUAAAUCAAACCCACAGUUUGCAAAAAAGUUUCCAGGUAUGGAAAAAUAAAUUGAAUGACAGAAAUAACAUUGAGAAAGCUGAAGAAAUGCACGAAAAAAUAAUGAAAAGAAGAGCAUUGAAGGGAUGGAAAAAAUUCUUGUUUCGUUGCCAUGGAUAUGCUGUAGUCUCAAAUCAGCAUCAUCGGAUGCUAUUACUACGACUCUUCUACACAUGGGCUACAAAGACUACGUUCAAACAGAUUGAAGAGUCGAGAAAACUUCAUGAGCAUUUCUUAAGACAAGUGAAUGCCCAUGAAAUACUUGCCAGAUGGAAUUCAGCAACGAAACAAAGGAAGAUAAAUGAGGAAGACAAUAUUCAAGGGUUCAGAGAAAAGCAUGACCUUUCAACCAAGAGUUCAAAGUUCAAGUACUGGUCUGCUGCAGCUUUCAAGCAACAAAGAGCAAAGAAAUUUGCUUCCAUGAAUACAAAGAAAAAAAUUAAGGAACUCUUUAUUGCUUGGAACACAUUAACCAGUGAGAACUUUCAGAAAAAAUUUGAAAAGUUUUCAUCCUCACUUAAAAUGUUGAGACGAGAAAUACCUCAAGCUUAUCCAAUUUUAAAAGCCGUUCAAGUGGAACAUGAUGUCACAGGAAAUGAUGUCAUCACUCAGACAAGUUUUAAUGAUGACGUAACAAUGACAAAUGAUGAAACUAAUCACAAUGACACAGAAAUUAAAUCAAGCUCUUCUGAAACUGGCUUCUCUGAGACUAGCACAAAAAUCACUCAACUGGAACACGAUCCAGACUUCCUAGAGACUAGAGAAGCCAAUCGCACUUCUGAAUCAACAAAUUUAAAACGAAUCAAUUCUGAUUUGGACACUCACUCAAUAUUCUCAUCUUGCUCAAUAGGAACUCAAAACUCAGAGAACAGCAUCCUACAAAAUGGGUGUGCUGAUUCAGGGAUACUGCUUCGAGACUACAUUUCCACGGCAACCUCAGAACAAGAUGAAAUCAGUUCUGUGAAUAGUGUAAAAGUUAAUGGAUUUCAACAAACGGGUCCAGAAUUGAACUAUAGCACUAUACAGAAUAAUUUAGUAUUGGAAGAAACGGAACCUAUCACUCUACAAGAUUUAGAAUCAGACCACAAUUCUGGGUCUUUAUCUGAAACGAAAGACGUAUCUUUGCCUAGUCAAAAACACCAUCAAAAUGGAACAGAUAUCCAAACUGAAUGUACACACGAUACACAUGGAGAUUCUAAAAAUGACCUGGAAAGUAAACUCGAACAUCAGCACUUGGAGUUAAUAGAUGCUCAAACCCAAUUUACAAACGAUCGGCAGAAGAAUUUUGAAAAAGGUCAUCAGCCCUCAGAUGUUACAUGUGUGAAGACAGUAAAUGCAGGGAAAAAGUCACCAAAUACUGAAAUUGAAACUUGUAAAUCACCAAUAUUGCAUCACAACGUUAAUCAUACAACACAACAACAAAGUACACAAACAAAACCAACACUGCCAGCAUGUGGUGACGCCUACUUGCAACCUGUAUUGAGUGAAUUCUCACAUAUGUCAUUUCUACCUAUUCUCAAUUCCCACCAAAGAACCCACGUUCCACAGAACGAAAAAGAUGAGAUUGGAAAUUACGUCAAUGAUCAAACACUUAAAGGACAAGCAAAUACAUCUAAAAGUUGCCAAAACGGUCAAAAUAACCCAAAAUUUCACGAAAAAUCAACUGAAAUUUAUGGAAAUGAUGAAUUCUCGAACAGUGCCCCAAUAACAACAAAUAUAGAAGCAGGGAAUGGUGAAUGCCAGCAAGAUAUUCCCAGAAAACGAUCAAAAAUACCUGUAUCCCUAUCAAAAAUUACCCCAAAGAAUAAUUCCACUCCGAAGCAUUCAAAAAAUUACUCAAAAACAGCCAAUUCAGAAGACCCUCCUCCAAGCUCACAAUCUGAGACCCCAAAAUAUAGAAUAUCUCCAGAAAGAAGCCAUUUUUGUGUUCCGGAUUGCGCAACACUCCCGAAAAAUGUCUUAGAACAUGAAAGAUAACAUUGAAACAGCUAAAGUUGUC
Styela clava is the source of this 6416-nucleotide messenger RNA. The record is from RefSeq and is a predicted model, not a curated record. NCBI's taxonomy places the organism in Eukaryota, Metazoa, Chordata, Ascidiacea, Stolidobranchia, Styelidae.